Messenger RNA from Odontomachus brunneus, 1758 nucleotides. Its product is annotated as probable ATP-dependent RNA helicase spindle-E. Lineage: Eukaryota; Metazoa; Arthropoda; Insecta; Hymenoptera; Formicidae. Gene Ontology annotation, biological process: spermatogenesis. The record is from RefSeq and is a predicted model, not a curated record.
AUGCGAGGUUGGCCGGUGAACCAACCGGGUUACUUGUCCGCGAAAAGAUCGCAGGAGAUUUUUUCCCAUCACCAUGGUGUUCCGAAAGAGCAGAUAAUGGUUUCGUUCGAUGGCUCGGCGCGAGUUUACGUACAAUAUUGUGAGAAAGAGACGAUUAAUAGCGAUGAAAGUUUGUAUAGAAUAUCGGGUUUUGUUUAUACGUGUGUUAAAAUACGACAUUGCGAGAGUCCGACAAAGAUUGGGUUGUUAAACAAGAAUAAGGCACAGGAUAGAAGCAAAAAUGAAGAUUUGGACAAAUUUGUGAACACUAUUUUCUUCAAGAAAGGAGUUACAUGUACUAGUAGGACUAGAAGUGACCUGUUCAAGAUCAAACCGGAACUGCCAGGUCUUGAUGUAACUUUUGUACCUUUGUCUGUACAAAAUAUGAGUUACCCUGCCUGGGUUUGGGCUACUCUGGAUAAUGAUGAAACUCACAAGAAAAUGCGCAGAAUCGAGGCCGGCCUCAAUGCGCGUUCCCUGAGAGAAUAUUUCUUUCCGCCCAAAAUCAAAACUAUCCUUGCCGCUCCCAUGGAAAGAAACGAUUCUCCGACAAUGUAUCACCGCGUGACAGUCGAGGAAUACAAUAUGAAAAUUGUGAAUAUCUUUUUCAUCGAUCAUGGUCGCAUCUCUCAAGUACAAUCCAGCGAUUUGCGAGUAAUCGAUGACGUCGCGAUUUUAAAGUUACCGUGUCUAGCGUUUCGAUGCGCUUUGGCUACUAUUCGUCCUUCGUAUGAGAUCGACAAUUCCCAAGGAUGGUCGAGGGUGUCGCGGGACUGCUUCGAGGCUCAAAUUUGCGGAAGUAAGACGAUCUUUGGGAAAAUUUAUUCGGUUGCAAAUAGUACCGUUUAUUUAGAAUUGAUUGUUAUCGAGAAGAAUAAUGAGGAAUUAAAUAUGAGUGAGUAUUUAAUCGAAAAAGGGCACGCUAUAAGUAGGAAGGAAAGCUUCUUGUCCAAGCACAAUCACGAUUUGCGAGUCAUGAACUCAAUGUCGCCGGAGGAAAAGUCGUUUUACGAGGGACGACAAUAUAACGAGGACAAUUUUUCCGAAUAUCCCUGUCUACCGGGAGAGAAAGAUUGCGACUCGUUGGUACAGCUCCAAGGUCCUUAUUCACCACUCGAAAUCAACAUGAUCCCAACCGGCAAAUACAAGAGAGCUCUCAUCGAACACAAUUCCGUUCUUCUCGAUGAGAAUUGCGGUUGAUCGACGCAUCUGCUGGUCGCGCAAAGUGUUCAUCGACUGAACGAUAGCAAUAAUUUGCUAUCGUGGCGUAACACCACUUUAUUGUCGAAUUUACCAGGACUUACGGCGUUGCUCGCGCUGAUUUUCGCACCGCGCGUCGAACUGACAAAUAACAUUACCAAAUGCAAUGCCUUGAGUAUAUAUUACAUCGGAGCGCUUUGCGGAUUGGGCCCGAUGGACAGCUGCACCGGCAGGGGCAUAUACGUUUCUCCCCCUACAGAAGUAUACGGAGGUUUCAUUGAAGGAAACGCCAUCACUCGACGCGCCGGAGUGGCCGCUUUAGUCAGUGAUAAGCGAGCGAGCCGGAUCGACCUUAGAAACCGCCAAGAACAGAACGGCAACCCCAAUCAAAACAACGUACGAACGGCGAAAGGAGAAAGAAGAAAAGAGUUCAAGAAGCAAGUUCCGACAUCGAAUUGCCACGACGUUUCAAAGUCAUCUGAUAUCGGCUGCAACAAAAGGGUAUCCCUUAUUGAUUAA